CGGGGCGAGAAAGAACGUGGCCCGGCGCGUUCUGGGACACGCAACAAUGGGGUCGCGUUUGACACGCGCGCUGCGCAACUUCAACCUGGAGAGCAGGGCGCACGGCGAGAUCAGCCGCCCCAGGCCGCGAGCUGCGCCCAGGCACCCCGCCAGCCAGCGGCUCGCCGAGCAGCAGCAGCGGCAGAGCGGCGCGCGUCAAGUCGAAAUAGAUGAACUAACCAGAAAGAAUGAAAAUCUUGUGUCUUUACUCAAAAAUGUUUAUGUAGACUCAAAGGAUACUCCUGUAGAGAAACAUCCAAUUGCUAAAAGGACCAAGCCGCAGCAGGAGAUGAGACAUUCGAAGGUUACUUUGAAACGGGACCCAUUUGCAGUUACUAAUAUUCCCAAAGGCAAACUAUCCAUAGUAGAGGUUCUUACCAUCCUCAACAACCACAAACUUGAUCCUAAAACGUGGACAUCUGAUAAAAUAGCUGAAGAGUACAGUUUAGAGCCUAAAGAUGUCGAAGGACUAUUGGAAUUCUUCAAAGUUUUUGAAAUAAAGAUUCUACCUCCAGAGGAAAAAAAGGAACGGAUCGGUGCGAGAUAGUCAAUAAGAAUACCUACUACAACCUGAUCAGUCUGUACUUCCAUUGUGCAGAAUUUAGUUCAAUACCUAAUAUUAGCCAUACUGUUUGUUCAAGAACUGAAGCAGGAAUUUAUAUUUUACCUGGAAGCACUAGAUUCUGUGGGCAGAACUGACACAGAACCACUGAAUCUGAUCUUGAGGUUCAGAAAAAUCCUGCAUAAUACCAUAUUGCAUUAUGAAUUACAGGGGAAGAUACUUGUUAUCUUGAUGCUACAGUGAAGUGUGACACAUUAAAAGUCAAGCACCAGUAGCUUUAUAGCAGUGCUCUAAAUGAGUGGAUAUUGUGUAAAUCCUAGUUUGUAACGGGCUUCAGCAUUGUUUUAUGAUUGACACUGUAGAUUGCUGUCUGGACACUAUGUAAUGUCAUUUUAUUUUGUCCAAACAAAAAAGUGUACAUGUUAUAUAAGCAGUUUUGACAGAAUAAUUAGCGAUGGUUCUUUGAAAAUACAGUAUAAUGUCCAACACGGGCAUGGUCCAAAA
Molecule: messenger RNA, 1105 nt
Organism: Callorhinchus milii (elephant shark)
Lineage: Eukaryota; Metazoa; Chordata; Chondrichthyes; Chimaeriformes; Callorhinchidae
Gene: ndufaf4
Product: NADH:ubiquinone oxidoreductase complex assembly factor 4
Exons: 3
Coding region: 47-586 (179 amino acids)
Biological process (GO): mitochondrial respiratory chain complex I assembly
Cellular component (GO): mitochondrion
Source: RefSeq, a predicted model, not a curated record